Messenger RNA from Rhopilema esculentum, 2697 nucleotides. Its product is annotated as intraflagellar transport protein 88 homolog. The record is from RefSeq and is a predicted model, not a curated record. Gene Ontology annotation, biological process: intraciliary transport; non-motile cilium assembly. Gene Ontology annotation, molecular function: kinesin binding. Lineage: Eukaryota; Metazoa; Cnidaria; Scyphozoa; Rhizostomeae; Rhizostomatidae. Gene Ontology annotation, cellular component: non-motile cilium; ciliary basal body; centriole.
GGUGGAUUCUGGGAUGCUCUGCAUUUGAAAUAGGCCUAGUCAAAACAGACGAGGAAUUUAACUACAGUGUCUCAAAAUGUUGAAAAACCUACAUCUGGUUGGUGAAAAUGAAGAAGAUGACCUUUACAGUGAAUACAAGGAGUUAGAUACCGAGGAGCUUUAUGCAGAUGAAGGCUUUCAACAAGCUUUAAAAACAAGCUAUGGAAAUAGACCAGUCCCGGGAACAGCAGCAAGAGGCGGUGGGACCCUUGGGACUGCCAUGGGAAGAGGUAGAGGGGGAGUACCAGGAUCUUCAAUGGGAGGAAGACCAGUCACUGGGCUAGCUGCUGAUGGUAGUCAAGCAAGGCCAAUGACAGCUGUAAGAGCUGCUGGUUACUCAUCUGCUGGUGGCAGAGCAGUGCAGGGAGCAAAUUUUGAUCCUCUCAAUCAGUCAAGAGCACCAGCGCCACCUCUUGAAUCAAAAUCUGAAGAUGCGCCAGAAGAGAAGAUACGGCAAUUAGAGAAGAAAGUAAACGAGCUUAUCGAAGAGAGUUGCCAGGCAAAUGAAGCUGGUGAUUUCAAACUGGCACUAGAGAAGGCCAAAGAGGCUGGAAAGAAAGAGAGGCUACUUGUCAAACAGCGAGAACAAUCUGGAUUGAGUGAUCAAGUCAAUCUUGAUAUUACUUAUUCGGUUCUGUUCAAUUUGGCCAACCAAUACCAUGCCAAUCAGAUGCACCAGGAGGCGAUAAACUCAUACCAAGUGAUUGUCAGAAACAAAAUGUUCAGCAACGCAGGCAGGCUUAGGGUGAAUAUGGGUAACAUUUAUUUUGAACAACGCAAAUAUUCCCAAGCUAUUAAGCAGUACAGAAUGGCCCUGGAUCAGAUACCAAAUACCCAUAAGGAAAUGAGGAUCAAGAUUAUGCAGAAUAUUGCCUUGGUUUUCAUUAAACUUGGACAGUAUUCUGACGCUGUUACGUCAUAUGAGCACAUCAUGGGGGAAAAACCUGAAGUAGAAAGUUGCUUUAAUUUGCUGCUGUGCUAUUAUGCAAUGGGUGAUCGAGAGAAAAUGAAAAAGACGUUCCAAAGGCUUGUCCAAAUCACUGUUGGCCCAGAAGAUGAGGAGAAAUACAAUCCGGUGCUAGAUGACCCACAUCAAUCUCUGAUUGUCGAAAUAAUAAGAAACGAUCCACUGCGACAAUGGGAAAAGCAGAACAAAUCGACAGCUGACAGAUGUAUUAUCGCUGCUUCUAAGCUGAUAUCUCCCGUCAUCGAAGUUUCUUUUGACUUGGGAUUUGACUGGUGUAUUGAAAAUGUGAGAAGUUCGCCUUACAUAGAACUGUCAAAUGAGCUGGAAAUCACCAAGGCCAUAACAUAUCUGAAAAUGAAAGACUUCACCAAGGCUAUUGAAACUUUAAAGACAUUUGAAAAGAAAGAUUCAAAGAUGGCAUCCCAGGCUGCUGUUAAUUUGUCAUUUCUCUACUUUCUGGAAGGGGACACUGCACAGGCGGAUAAACAUGCAGAUAUCGCAAUAGAGGCUGACCAUUAUAAUCCAGCAGCUUUGGUCAAUAAAGGGAAUUGUUCCUUCAAAAGUGGAGAUUUAGACAGAGCCAAAAUUUCUUAUCAAGAAGCACUAAAUAUCGAAGCAUCUUGCACAGAAGCGAUUUUUAACCUUGGCCUUGUACACAAGAAACUUGGAAAGAUUGACGACGCUCUGGACUGCUUUCACAAACUGCAAGCAAUUAUUCCAAAUAACCCUGAAGUUUUAUACCAGCUUGCAGAUCUCUACGAAAAAGCUGAAAAUCUUCCAGAGGCGAUGGAGUGGUAUCACCAACUGUUAUCGUUAGUUCCAAGCGACCCAGCUGUUCUUUCCAAACUAGGAGAAAUCUAUGACAGUGAAAACGAGAAAUCGCAGGCCUUUCAUUACUAUUUUGAGUCAUUCAAGUACCAUCCAUCCAACAUCGAGACGAUUUCCUGGCUUGGUGCAUAUUAUGUUGAUGCUCAGUUUGUGGAAAAGGCCAUGCAUUAUUUUGAACGAGCUGCUCUUGUACAGCCAAAUGAAGUGAAAUGGCAACUCAUGGUGGCCAGCUGUCAUCGAAGAACUGGAAAUUACCAGUUGGCUCUGGAUGCUUACAAAACUAUCCAUCGAAAGUUCCCGGAGAAUAUUGAGUGUUUAAAGUUCCUAGUGCGUUUAUGCACUGAUCAAGGCCUAGACAAAGAGGUUCAAGAGUUUGCAAUUAAGCUGAAGAAAGCUGAAAAAGCAAAAGAAUUACGAGAGCAGAGAGCACAAAGCGGAACCAGGCGAGGCAGCGGUCGAGCCAACUCCGGUCGAUCAGGAUCAGGCCGGGCUGGUUCCGGGAGGAGCACAGUAGCAACUUCUGAAAACAGUCUUGGCAGUUCAGCCGAAAACGAAGAGGACUCGCUUUUUCCAGUGAACACAACGCGGAAGAAGGAGGGUGGCAGAAGAAGGGAGGUAGAGAACAAUGGAAACGAUUUCAACUCUUCCAAUCGAGUUAUAGACGCUUCAUAUGCCGACCCACUAGGAGAGGCUCCUUCAAGGCCCAAAACAGCUGGUGGAAAUAAGGCACCGCAAAUCGAAGAUGAAUUCGGGGAUGAAGAACUUGGAGAUGAUCUUUUGCCUGAAUAAAGCCAGUAUGUGUAAAUAGAUCAAUUAUAUGUAAAAUAAAUUAUGAAAGUAAGUGUGAAGUAUUCUAAAAUCUA